UUUUCGGGCGGAUUAAUUACAACAAAUAAGAUCAUGCUAUUGACAAUGUGUCUCUGUAAACGUUGCAACGUUUCAUCGCCAAAUUGGCACUGCAGGUCAUGAGACUACAGACUAAAUUAGGUUCAUGCCAGGCACAAUUCUGCCAACGCUGCCUACACGAAGGACUAAUCCUCCGUGGCUAUACAGCGUUGGUGACAUUUAUGACAAAAAGGGGACUGCAGAAAGCAAAUUCGUGGAUGAUGAAAUGUCCGCUUACAGCAUCCUUACAGCGUACUACUGGAGCUACUGUAAAGAGGUUUUACAGAAAAACCAACAUUUUGUCCAGCGGUGAUCAGUUUGAAGUGACCCUAGAUCAGAGAAAACUAAAAACUCCAAAAGGGAAGGUGUUUGAAGUCAAUAAUAAACCUCUGGCUCUAGCUGUAGCCAUGGAAUGGGAUAGCCAAGUCGAUAUAAUUGACAGGUCUAACAUGCAUUUGACUGCUUUGGUCAGCACAUCACUGGAUAAUCCACAUAAUCAUACUAAAUUGGAUAUGGUCAACUAUAUAGUUAAUUAUUUAGAGACAGAUACUGUACUCUUUCAAACGAAUGAUUCCGGCGAUCUGUAUAAUUUUCAAUUAAAGAAGUGGGACCCUGUAAUUCAAUGGUUUUGUGAUCGUUAUCAAGUUGAUGUCACCAAAACAUUGAGUAUAAAAGCACCACUUGUAUCUCCGCAAACAAAAGAAACAUUAGCCAGGCACUUGUUAUCCUACAAUUUUAAUGCAGUGCAAGGAUACACAUAUGCUGUUGAUACAUUGAAAUCUGUUAUUUUGGCACUGGCCACAGCUGAGAGAACUAUUUCAGUUGAAACAGCAGUUUCUUUGGCUCGUUUGGAAGAGGAAUACCAGGUCUCGUUUUGGGGGAAUGUCGAGUGGUCACACGAGCUUAACAAACAGGAUUUACAAUCGCGAUUGUCAGCUGCCAUGUUAUUCGUCCACUUGAAUUCAUCUUGGACCACAUCUAAACCAAAAAAUGAUGAGUUGAACAAUUUAUGAAUGAAUACAAAACCUAGAAAUCUACGCAAAACAAUAACUGCUACAUAAAAUUAACAUGUAUGUAUAAUAUAAUUGCGUAAUGGGUUUAGUAUUUAUUACUAAUUAUUUAUUACCAUUUUUAGUUUGUAUCUAUGAAUUGUCAGGCUAUAAAUCUCUGUCUAGUUAUAUAUUUUGGCAGCAAGAGUUACGACAAUGACUACAUUGAUGUUGGUUUAGAACAGUCUGGUCCUUCCCAAUCCUUCGUGCAGACGCAACUGUAAAUAAGAAUUUUACAAUGUCACUAAUAUACAUGGAAUGUAUAAAAUCAUAAAAGAUAAAAAAUACUUGUCAGAAUUCAA
Messenger RNA from Neodiprion virginianus, 1369 nucleotides. Its product is annotated as ATP synthase mitochondrial F1 complex assembly factor 2. Bases 99 to 1031 code for a protein of 310 amino acids. The record is from RefSeq and is a predicted model, not a curated record. Lineage: Eukaryota; Metazoa; Arthropoda; Insecta; Hymenoptera; Diprionidae. Gene Ontology annotation, cellular component: mitochondrion. The transcript is spliced from 6 exons. Gene Ontology annotation, biological process: mitochondrial proton-transporting ATP synthase complex assembly.